AUGGAUGCCAGUGAGCUUCCCUAUGGGAUCCUCUUUCUGUUCCAGAUUGCCUUUGGGGUCUCAGGGAAUUUGUUCCUCCUCCUGAUUUAUAUGCACGUGCUCUCCACCACCCACCAGCUGAAUCCUCCAGACCUGAUCAUCGCUCAUCUGGCCCUGGCCAACACCAUGGUCCUUCUCAGCCGGGGGAUCCCCGACAUCCUGUCAUCUUGGGGGUGGCAUAAUUUCCUGGAUGAUGUUGGUUGUAAAAUUCUUUUAUAUAUUUAUCGAGUGGCCCGGGGUCUUGCCAUCUGCACCACUUGCCUCCUGAGUGUCUUCCAAGCCGUCACCAUCAGCCCUGGCACCUCCCAGUGGGCAGGAGUCAAAACCCAAUUCCCCAACUUCAUCUUUCCCUCCUGCCUCUUCUCCUGGGUCCUCAAUCUGCUGUUUGACAUGACCGCACCGAUGUUCAUCACGGGUCUCGGGAACAGCACCAACAUGAACAGUGUCAUCCUGAAAUACUGUUCCUCCAUCAGUAUCGGUGCAGUCACAACCCUGGUCAAUGCGGUGGUGCUCUCCCUCCGUGAUAUGUUCUUUGUGGGACUCAUGAGCGUGGCCAGUGGCUACAUGGUGUUUGUCCUGCACAGACACCACCGGCAGGUCCAACAUCUCCACGGGCCUGGAUGCUCCCGCAGAACAGAACCCGAAGUCAGAGCAGCAAAGAGAAUCAUUGCCCUGGUCACCCUCUACGUCCUCCUCUAUGGACGGAACACAAUCACCCUGAGUUUUUUAUUGAAUAUGAAGGUAAAUUCCUCUCUCAUUCUGAAUAGUAACAACUUCAUGUCCUUCACUUUUUCAGCUAUCAGUCCAUUUCUGAUUAUUCUCAGUGACAGGAGAGUGAGAAUGUUCUGGAAAAGAGAUUCUCAUAUUCCCAACUGGGAUCCCUCUUAG
This is a messenger RNA of Ornithorhynchus anatinus (platypus), 927 nucleotides long. RefSeq names its product vomeronasal 1 receptor ornAnaV1R3238. Lineage: Eukaryota; Metazoa; Chordata; Mammalia; Monotremata; Ornithorhynchidae. The transcript has a single exon. Gene Ontology annotation, biological process: G protein-coupled receptor signaling pathway. Bases 1 to 927 code for a protein of 308 amino acids. Gene Ontology annotation, molecular function: pheromone receptor activity. The record is from RefSeq and is marked inferred. Gene Ontology annotation, cellular component: membrane.